Aspergillus niger is the source of this 339-nucleotide messenger RNA. RefSeq lists its product as hypothetical. The coding region runs from base 1 to 339 and encodes 112 amino acids. NCBI's taxonomy places the organism in Eukaryota, Fungi, Ascomycota, Eurotiomycetes, Eurotiales, Aspergillaceae. The record is from RefSeq and is a predicted model, not a curated record. The transcript is spliced from 5 exons.
AUGACCGGAUGGGACUGCAAGGUCGAUGAGCAGAAGCAAGAAGGUCAUAUUGAAAUGAACAGCCCGGUGACUGAGAAAGUCUUCGUAAGCAUGAAAUGCAGCAGAGCGCUUGAUUCAACGCUUGCAAAUGACAAUGCCAACGUCGAAAGCGGCAUAUUUGUAUGGCGCUCUGCCCAGUUCAGUUUGGGGACUUGUGGUGUGUCGUUUCAUCCCGGAUUCUUCAUGCACUCAGCCCAAGGAAUAUGGUAUUCUUUCGUGACGGAGGAAGUAAACAUCCAACUAGGAGAAAUUCACUCAAGCGCUGCUCACCAGCCAGCUUACGCUGGUCUGAUGGACUAG